Molecule: messenger RNA, 1605 nt
Organism: Vavraia culicis subsp. floridensis
Lineage: Eukaryota; Fungi; Microsporidia; Pleistophoridae
Exons: 1
Coding region: 1-1605 (534 amino acids)
Source: RefSeq, a predicted model, not a curated record
AUGAAAAUUCUUUACAUUCUGCAUUUAUUUUUUGCAAGCGUUUUGUCAAUGGGACAGCACGAAAUCCCGGAAGUUAGUGCGGUAACAAAUUAUUGCAUAUCCAGAGAUACCAAUGUUGCCAAUCCAACGGAAAGCGACGAACCUGAUGGGAGAAAGCCGAGCACACCUACGGAUAACACAGAAAAUAAGAAGCCGUCACCUUUUUUAUGUUUUUUUCAGAAGAGAACAAAUAGUAUUCGAAGAAGAAAAAUCUCUUAUUCAUCACAAACAAGCCAAUCUAGUGUACAUUCUCGGAGUUCAACAUCUUCUGACCCUGCUACGCUAACAGAAGAAACUUCGUCUCAGACCGCAGAAGAUUUGUCACCGCAAACAAUCACAAGCGUUCAAAACCCAGGAUAUGGUAUUGAUUCUGCACCAAGUCCAACUAAAUGCGCAAUUCCUGAUAAUCAUUUUGGGUAUGAACCACCAAGAUGUAAUCGAGUUUUACCUGAUAUUCCAUGCACUUCGGAUGCGAAUGGCAGAUCGGCUUCACAACUACCCAUGGAAAAUCAGACCAGCGCACCCGCCGAAACCUUCUAUGCUAACUCCUCAAAUCCUCAAGAAAAUGAUGUUUUCCGUUCUAUUUUCUGUUUUGACGUUAAACCAAGCUCGUUCAUCCGCGAAAAUUCACGUCUAGAGGCUUCAAGUGCCAAAAAAAACGAUCUUAGUCUAUAUUGUGAGAACGAUGAAAACAAUUACGUAGAAAUGAAUCCACCAAAUACUGAUCCAAUAAUGGCGGGUCAACAACUAUUGAUCAACGAAUAUCGUGAAACGAUUCCGCUUCCAACACAGCAGACGCUGAAUAAAAUAUUUGAUAUGGUUACAUCCUGGAAGCCUAAGUGCAUUUUUUUCUUUGGGAAGCUGUACCUUGUACCGAAAUUCACUAGUUGGAGAUAUAGCCAAUCGCAACUACUAAAAGAAAUAGAAAAAGUGAUACAAACACUUAACCUAUGCGCUAAAGUAAACACUGCACAAUCACCUAAUAAUGAAAAGUAUAAAUGGGGGCAUAUAGAUAGACUGCUAACCAAAAUACUCAAAAGUAUUGAAGAAUUGAUCGCGAUGAAUCAAAAACUUGAGUCGCUGUUUUCCCACAUCAAUGAGCAUUACGCUAAUCACAUACAAUAUUUAAUUAAAAAUGUUUCGGGUUCACAACCCAAAACAUGUGUCAAUAGCGAAAACACUAUAAAUUCAUCAAGAAUAAACCUACAUAGCUUGGUUAAAGACUUGGCAGGCCUUAUAAAACACGAACAAGAUCAUAUUAAUGUUUCAGGUGUUUUCAAAUCUGAUGCUGAGUUGAACAAAUUUACUGAGGCGUUGGUGGAAGAGACGGUUGAAAUUUGCCAACGUUCGAAAGAAAUUAUGGAUUGCAGUAAAAACUCGACAAUUUGUGACUUGGAGGCCUACAGGAGCAUUUUACUCCAGUUGUAUCAGCCUCUUACAGAAGUUCUACCAUGUUGUGUUGAUAUUGUAACUCAUGUUCGGUUUAUAGCACAACAGUUUACUUGUUUGAAUCAACAACUAAUGUGUUUGGGUAUAGAGACCAAAAGCAGUAGCUUGGGUAAUUGA